AUGAAUCGAAGACGUGACGUUUCGUCCUCACGCUCUGUGCCUACCUCACAGCAUGCAUCGCCCAGAAGAGCAAUUCCAGGUGCUCCUGCAGUCUUCCUAUGUUCAUCUCGAUGCCAAGAGCUAAAGGCAGUUGCUCAGGGACCAAGAAGGAUGCAAGGAAAGGGGCCCGAGCAAAGGCAAGAGCCAAGGCAGGGGCAGGAGCAGAGGCUUCAAAGGCAGACUGUGACGCUGUCCAGAGCCUGCUCUAGUGACCGAGACCUCUCAACGAGGCGUCCAGCCAGGAGAACCAGCUCAGAGAGUCCCUGCAGGGUGCCUCAGAGAAACGUCUCCGCAACCAAGCAGCAGGCAAGAGACACCAUCAAGCGUCAUUCCUCAUCGCCCAGCAUAAACAUACUAAGCAGAGUAACCAGCCGCUCCUCCCUCCGCUCCUCGUCCUCCGACUCAAGUGGACGAGCCAAGAGUGAGGACGAUACAAAGAAGAAUCAGCAGAGAACUGAAUCACGCCUCAAUGACAGAGUCACCUGGAGGAGGAUUCGGGAUGAGGAUGUGCCUCAAAUCUUGAAGAGUACUCUGCCAUCUACUGCAUUGCCUCUGUUGCCUGUUCCUGAAGGGCCAAAACCAAAACCACCAGCACUGCAAAGGAAACUGCCGACCAUUUUACUUAAGUCAAGAAAGACGAGCGACGCUACAGUCCAAACUGAGGAUUUUUCGUCCAACAAGACCAACUCAAGCACCUCUCCAACUGUUGAGACAGCUCCAAUCAUCUCAGAGGAGGCAGCGAGACUAGCCCUCCUUAGAAAGAUCAGCAUUGGCUCCGGCCAAGAUGGAGACUCUGAUGGAUCCCUAAAGAGCUACAGCACAGCAUCCUCUGGAAACGCUCACUCUGUGGAAACUCACACAGGCGGCUUCGGCCAUUUUCGUCAGAGCUCCCCCAGCAAGGCAGUUCGGGUCACCCCAUUCAACUACAUACCCAGCCCCAUGGCAUGCUGCCUGCAAGACGCACAGAGCCAAGCAACAACAAUCAAUGAGAAGUCAUGUGAAAAAUCUGAAGCCUAG
This is a messenger RNA of Coregonus sp. 'balchen', 1056 nucleotides long. NCBI's taxonomy places the organism in Eukaryota, Metazoa, Chordata, Actinopteri, Salmoniformes, Salmonidae. The record is from the annotation of a GenBank genome assembly.